Polychytrium aggregatum is the source of this 1002-nucleotide messenger RNA. Its product is annotated as WD40-repeat-containing domain protein. Gene Ontology annotation, molecular function: protein binding. NCBI's taxonomy places the organism in Eukaryota, Fungi, Chytridiomycota, Chytridiomycetes, Polychytriales. The transcript has 9 exons. The record is from RefSeq and is a predicted model, not a curated record. The coding region runs from base 1 to 1002 and encodes 333 amino acids.
AUGACGUUCUACUCGAGUGAGGACACCGAGUUCAUAAAGCCCCAGGUUAAGAAGUAUCCGGUUCGCAUCAGCAUCCAGCACUGGCAGCUGCGUGAUCUCCUGGCAUGCCCCAGCAACAGAAACGAAUUUAUAUACUCGAACGAGCGGAGCGUGCUCAUGUAUAAUACGACCGAGAAGCGGACCACCACGAUCUUUCGAGAUAUGUCGUUCUCGCCGUCGUCUCUGUCGGCUGGAUGCGGAUACCUGGCAGCUGGAGGACAGCGAAGCCAACUGAUCGUCCGCAACCUAUCCAACAACUGGUUUGCCCAGAUCUCCGUCGGCGGAUCGAUCAACAACGCCAUGAGCAUAUCCAACCACCUUGGGUCCACUCGUCUGCUGGUGUGCAACAACGAUGAGACCAUCAAAGUAUACAAUCUGCCGAGCCUCCAGAGGAUCACCAACAUCUCGCUGCCGGUCGCCGUCAACUAUGUCUCGGUGAGCCCGGACGGCAAAAAGAUGGUGGCCGUGGGAGACUCGAACCAGGUGUUUCUGUAUGACAUCUCUCCCACGGGAGGGUACCAAAAGAUCUCGACCCUGACAGCAUCCAGCGACGCAAGCUUUUCAUGUGCGUGGAACCAGUCAUCGGAAAAGUUUGCUGUCGCCAGCCAAGACGGCUGUGUGUCUGUCUGGGACGUCCGGAGCAGCGAGAAGCUUGCCAAGAUCACAUCGAAGCAGUACCCGCAAGUCAAGGGCGCCUGUCGAUCGGUCAAAUUCUCACCGUCAGGGCCUGUCGAUCUACUCAUGUUCAGCGAGCACGUCUCGUACAUCAACUUGGUCGACACGAGGAAUUUCUCCGAAGUCCAAUCGAUCCGCGUGGCUCCACCAGAGAACGACCAGCACAUUUCCGGCGUCUCGUUUUCGCCGGACAGCAGCACAAUCUUUGUUGGCCUCGAAACAGCUGUGUACGAGUACCAAGUCAAUGUCAUGGCCCGUCGGUGCUUUCCAGACGGCACACUGAAUUAG